Molecule: messenger RNA, 1995 nt
Organism: Chionomys nivalis (European snow vole)
Lineage: Eukaryota; Metazoa; Chordata; Mammalia; Rodentia; Cricetidae
Gene: Cnga2
Product: cyclic nucleotide gated channel subunit alpha 2
Exons: 6
Coding region: 4-1995 (663 amino acids)
Biological process (GO): monoatomic cation transmembrane transport
Cellular component (GO): intracellular cyclic nucleotide activated cation channel complex; plasma membrane
Molecular function (GO): cGMP binding; intracellularly cGMP-activated cation channel activity; protein-containing complex binding
Source: RefSeq, a predicted model, not a curated record
AGGAUGACUGAAAAGCCCAAUGGUGUGAAGAGCUCUCCAGCUAAUAACCACAACCAUCACCCUCCGCCUUCCAUUAAGGCCAAUGGCAAAGAUGACCACAGGACAGGUAGCAGACCACAGUCUGUGGCGCUUGAUGAUGAUACUUCCUCAGAACUGCAAAGGCUGGCGGAGAUGGAUACCCCACAGAGGGGGAGGGGUGGCUUCCAAAGGAUUGUUCGCCUGGUGGAGGUCAUCAGAGACUGGGCCAACAAGAAUUUCCGUGAGGAGGAACCAAGGCCCGAUUCAUUCUUAGAGCGUUUCCGUGGGCCUGAGCUCCAGACUGUGACAACACAUCAGGGGGAUGGCAAAGGCGACAAGGACGGCGAUGGAAAGGGCACCAAGAAGAAGUUUGAGCUGUUUGUCUUGGACCCAGCUGGAGACUGGUAUUACCGCUGGUUGUUUGUCAUUGCCAUGCCUGUUCUUUACAACUGGUGCCUGCUGGUGGCCAGAGCCUGCUUCAGUGAUCUCCAGAGAAACUAUUUUGUGGUGUGGCUGGUGCUGGACUACUUCUCAGACACUGUCUACAUUGCAGACGUCUUCAUCCGACUGCGCACAGGCUUCCUAGAACAGGGACUCCUGGUCAAAGAUCCCAAGAAAUUGCGUGACAACUAUAUCCACACCUUGCAGUUCAAACUUGAUGUGGCUUCCAUCAUCCCCACUGACCUCAUCUAUUUUGCUGUGGGUAUCCACAGCCCUGAGGUGCGCUUCAACCGUCUGUUGCACUUUGCCCGUAUGUUUGAAUUCUUUGACCGCACUGAGACACGCACCAGCUACCCCAACAUCUUUCGAAUCAGCAAUCUGGUCCUCUACAUCUUGGUCAUCAUCCAUUGGAAUGCCUGCAUUUACUAUGCCAUCUCCAAAUCCAUCGGCUUUGGGGUUGACACCUGGGUAUACCCCAACAUUACUGACCCUGAGUAUGGCUACCUGGCUAGGGAAUACAUUUACUGUCUUUACUGGUCGACACUGACCCUCACCACCAUUGGAGAGACACCACCCCCUGUAAAGGAUGAAGAGUAUCUCUUUGUCAUCUUUGACUUCCUGAUCGGUGUCCUCAUCUUUGCCACUAUUGUGGGAAAUGUGGGCUCCAUGAUCUCCAACAUGAAUGCCACACGAGCAGAAUUCCAGGCCAAGAUUGAUGCUGUCAAACACUACAUGCAGUUCCGAAAGGUCAGCAAAGAAAUGGAAGCUAAGGUCAUCAAAUGGUUUGACUACUUGUGGACUAAUAAGAAGACAGUAGAUGAACGAGAAGUCCUCAAAAACCUGCCAGCAAAGCUCAGGGCUGAGAUAGCCAUUAACGUUCACUUGUCCACCCUGAAGAAAGUACGCAUAUUUCAGGAUUGUGAGGCUGGCCUGCUGGUGGAACUGGUACUGAAGCUUCGUCCCCAGGUCUUCAGUCCUGGGGAUUAUAUUUGCCGUAAGGGGGACAUUGGCAAGGAAAUGUACAUCAUUAAGGAGGGCAAGCUGGCAGUAGUAGCCGAUGAUGGUGUGACUCAGUAUGCCUUGCUCUCAGCUGGGAGCUGCUUUGGAGAGAUUAGCAUCCUUAACAUUAAGGGCAGCAAAAUGGGCAAUCGGCGCACUGCCAAUAUCCGUAGCCUGGGUUACUCAGAUCUCUUCUGCUUGUCCAAGGAUGAUCUCAUGGAAGCUGUGACUGAGUACCCUGAUGCCAAGAAAGUCCUUGAGGAGAGGGGUCGGGAGAUCCUGAUGAAGGAAGGUCUGCUGGAUGAGAAUGAGGUGGCCGCCAGUAUGGAGGUAGAUGUUCAGGAGAAGUUGGAGCAACUGGAGACAAACAUGGAGACCUUGUACACUCGCUUUGCCCGCCUGCUGGCUGAGUACACUGGGGCCCAGCAGAAGCUCAAGCAACGCAUCACAGUGCUGGAGACCAAGAUGAAACAGAACCAUGAGGACGAUUACCUAUCAGAUGGAAUAAAUACCCCCGAGGCAGCUGCUGAUGAAUAG